Molecule: messenger RNA, 1766 nt
Organism: Pyrus x bretschneideri (Chinese white pear)
Lineage: Eukaryota; Viridiplantae; Streptophyta; Magnoliopsida; Rosales; Rosaceae
Product: serine/threonine-protein kinase AFC1
Exons: 12
Coding region: 209-1510 (433 amino acids)
Biological process (GO): protein phosphorylation
Cellular component (GO): nucleus
Molecular function (GO): protein kinase activity; ATP binding
Source: RefSeq, a predicted model, not a curated record
UCCAAGAUUAGGGUUUUCAGAGCUCAAAAAAAUCCCCUCUCAAAUUCCCCCAAAUCUUAUAUCAAUUUCUCCCAAAUCCUAUCUCAAUUUUUCAAAUUUCAAAUUCGCGGAAACCUAAUUAGGUCCUGAAUUUCUGAUUCGUUGAAAAUUUUGCUCUCUCAAGAGAGAAUUUGUGUUUCGCUGAGGAAGCGAAAAAAUUAGGGGAAUAAUGGAAACGCAGAGGAUAAUGGAAUUUCCUCACAAGAAUAUGGAUAAGCGGCCGAGGAAGAGACCUCGAUUAGCAUGGGAUAUGCCCCCUCCUCUUCCUCCUCCCGAGCUGCUCCCGGCAUUUUAUUGCGGGCAGGAGUUUGGGAAUGGGCCGAUCCCGAAUUACACAUACACGUCUAUGUUUUAUGGGGGAGUGCCUCGAAAUGCUUCCCCUCCAUGGAGACCUGAUGAUAAAGAUGGUCAUUACGUGUUCGGCAUCGGAGAAAAUCUAACCCCUCGAUAUAGAAUUCUCAGCAAAAUGGGAGAGGGGACUUUUGGGCAAGUGUUAGAGUGUAUUGACAACGAAAAGAAAGAACUUGUGGCAAUCAAAAUUGUCCGCUCCAUACAUAAGUAUCGUGAAGCUGCGAUGAUUGAAAUUGAUGUCCUACAAAGGCUUGCAAGGCAUGAUAUUGGUGGCACUCGUUGUGUGCAAAUACGGAAUUGGUUUGACUAUCGUAAUCAUAUUUGUAUUGUGUUUGAGAAGCUUGGACCUAGCUUAUACGAUUUUCUUCGCAAAAACAGCUAUCGUUCAUUUCCCAUUGAUCUUGUUCGGGAGCUUGGCAGACAACUUUUGGAGUCUGUAGCAUUUAUGCAUGAUUUACGCCUUAUUCAUACUGAUUUGAAGCCAGAGAAUAUUCUACUUGUGUCCGCCGACUACAUUAAAGUGCCAGACUAUAAGUUUCUAUCACGUUGGACUAAAGAGGGUUCCUAUUUCAAGAAUCUGCCCAAGUCAAGUGCCAUUAAGCUCAUUGAUUUUGGGAGUACAACAUUUGAACAUCAGGAUCACAGCUAUGUGGUGUCAACACGCCAUUAUCGUGCACCGGAGGUCAUUUUGGGACUUGGAUGGAAUUAUCCUUGUGAUAUAUGGAGCAUUGGCUGCAUACUUGUUGAACUUUGCUCGGGUGAGGCCCUUUUUCAAACACAUGAAAACUUGGAGCAUCUUGCCAUGAUGGAGAGGGUUUUGGGCCCACUACCACAACAUAUGGUGGUUAGAGCUGACCGUCGUGCUGACAAAUAUUUUAGAAGGGGAGCACGACUAGAUUGGCCUGACGGUGCAACUUCUAGAGAAAGCAUGAGAGCAGUUUGCAAGUUGCCCCGGCUUCCGAACCUAAUAAUGCAGCAUGUGGACCACUCUGCUGGUGAUUUGAUCGAGCUCUUGCAAGGGCUCCUAAGAUACGACCCGGCAGAGCGCCUCAAGGCUAGGGAAGCGCUAAGACAUCCCUUCUUCACUAGAGAUAUGAGAAGGGGUGGCUACCCCUUGUAAUCAACGGCCCUCAUCUAUAGAUCACGAGCACGAGCUUACCAGAAAAGAUUGAAAGAUGUCAAAUGAGUUGAAAAACCAGUUGUGAGUUUUCGAUUGUACGAUUGUUAAUGUAUAGUAAAGCUUACCCCAUACCUGUCUCCCUGCAAUUUCUUAUACUGGUUGUCUUGUUCUAAAGCGAUCGCUUCUGGUUUACAUUUUCAUGAUUUUCAGCUUGACCAGAAAACAUAAAUAUAACUUGCGUGUUGUUUUUGUGUUU